Messenger RNA from Papilio polytes (common Mormon), 1259 nucleotides. RefSeq names its product coiled-coil domain-containing protein 130 homolog. Gene Ontology annotation, biological process: mRNA splicing, via spliceosome. Bases 141 to 1190 code for a protein of 349 amino acids. The transcript is spliced from 4 exons. Gene Ontology annotation, cellular component: post-mRNA release spliceosomal complex; U2-type spliceosomal complex. The record is from RefSeq and is a predicted model, not a curated record. Lineage: Eukaryota; Metazoa; Arthropoda; Insecta; Lepidoptera; Papilionidae.
UUAACAUUCUGUACCUGACAUAUUUGUGAAAGAAAUAAUAAAGUUAAAACUUAAUUUAUGUUUUUCUAUUAUUACUUAAUAACAAAAUAAUAACCGGCACAUGUACUUCUAAGAAUACUUAGUCCUGUGGUAGUAUCAAAAUGGGAGAACGCAAGGGCCAAAACCUUUACUAUCCCCCUGACUAUGAUCCUAAAGUCGGGGGGUUAAACAAAUUCCAAGGGACUCAUGCAUUACGAGAAAGAGCAAGGAAACUUCACAUGGGUAUCUUAAUUAUAAGAUUUGAGAUGCCAUACAACAUAUGGUGUGAUGGCUGCAAAAACCAUAUUGGUAUGGGUGUUAGGUACAAUGCGGAGAAGAAGAAAAUUGGAAUGUACUACAGUACUCCUGUUUAUCAAUUUAGAAUGAAAUGUCAUUUGUGUGACAAUCAUUUUGAAAUUAAAACUGAUCCAGGAAAUUUAGAUUAUGUUAUAGUAUCUGGAGCAAGACGCCAGGAGAAUCGCUGGGAUCCGACCGAGAAUGGUCAAAUUGUGCCUGAAACAAAAGAGACUCAGAAAAGGUUAUUUGAUGAUGCUAUGUUCAAGUUGGAACAUAAAACUGGUGAUGUGGAUCUCAGUAAACUGGAUAAGCCGAGGCUCGGAAAACUUGUUGGAAGAAAUGAAACUGUUUGGAAAGAUGAUUAUGAAGCUAAUUGCUCUUUGCGUAGGGAUUUUAGGAAAAGGAGGAAGGAAUUAGAAGAAUCAGCAAUUACUGACAGUCUGUUGCUAAACAGAUCAUCUCUUGACAUUAAUUUACUGCCAGAAAGCGAGGAAGAUAAAAACUUAGCAUCACUACUUGCAUUACGACCAUCGCGGAGUAUUGAAGAGAGUCAUAAAAAUGUUCGAAUCAAAAUCCUUAAUAGUCCAGCAUUACCAAGCUCUAGUGGACUAAUAACAAGCUUUGGAGGGUUAAAAAAGGAGGAAUCGCUAAGUAAAAGUUCUCCACUUACGAGAAAUAUUCUUGGUAUAACAAUAAAGAGAAACAAAGACUCUACAGAAUGUUCUACAGUUAAGAAAAGUGAAUGUAAAAAUGAAAAUAAAUCAACAGAAAAAUGUCCUACAAUUAAUGGUGAUAGUACAGAUGUUUUAAAAAAGAAUGAAAAGAUAUCUUUGGUAGGGGAUUACGGAUCUAGUGGAGAAAGUUCAGAAGGAUAAGAGUUAAGUUUUAUAUAAUGGAGAAUUUGUACUAAUUUUUGCACUUUGUAAUAUAUUUUUAAAUGCCCU